CCCUGGCAGCGGAAGUCUUGUCGUUGCGUUGAAUUGUGCAACUUCUGAUUCCUGGUAUUUGAUUUUGGGGGAGACAGUUGAAUCCAACAUAAUGUAGAGAAGUUAAAAAAAGGUGUUUUAUACUUCUGAUAGAUAUCGAAAAUCAGGUUGAACAUGAGUUACUCAAAUGCGGUAUCCAAGGGCAUUAGUAAAAACAGUAAAAUGCAGAGUAAGGAUGGGAGUGUGCCAGGAACAGGGCAUACUGGGAUAUAUCCUAAAUUAACACCUACAGAAGAGGAUUUCCCACCUUUAUCAAGCAACAGUCAUGGUCCCAUCAAUGCCACACCUGUAGCAGUAAAUAGGCCAGCAACUAAUCAGGCCUCAGCUUCUUCACAUCAUACAUCUGAACCAGGUAUAGGGCAUGGUGGAUAUGCUGGCCAGACGGGUGACAGGAGGAGUGGUUUAAACCUAGUACCAGGAGAAAGAGUACUUGAUAAUCAUAACAUGAUGAAACAAAAUAACAUCCAAGAUCGUGCUGAACAGAGAGUUGCAGGUUUACAAAAUAUUGGUGACACACUGGUGAAGUCUGGUCCAGUACAGGACUGUGAAAAAAGACAAGGAAGGAACGAUUUUGACUAUGGACCAAGUGGUCAUGAUACACAAACAGAUGUAGGCCCCAAUCCACACCCUUUACAAGCUGCUGCUGGUCAACAAAAUGUUACCAGCCAACACGAUAAUGCAGUGGAAAAUAACAAUGCUGACUUGCAAGGUAGUUCUGUAUCUGUCAAUGUGGCCAUUCAACAAGACAGAAAUUUGCCUCCUCAGGCUCAGGACAAAACUCAACAACAUAAUUCUCUCAGUAAAUCUACAUCUAAGAUAGAUUGGAAGGGCAGAGAACCGCCCCAGGCAGGAAAUCCAUCCCAAGACCCUAAAGGAUAUGAUACACAUGGUCAAGGUAAUACUAAAAACCACGGCAACGGGUCCAAAGGCUCCAGAGGAGAGCUCACUCAAACCCAAGAAAAUCCUGCUAAACAAAACUUCCAUAACCAAACCAGGUCUCAGAGCUUCAGGGAAGAUCAGGAAAAUGCUCAAAGGAAUUCCCAACAAAAUCAGAAUGCCCAGGAAGGAAAUACGGUCAAGGAGUGUAGAGUGGUUUCUACAGAGAAGAGUGGGCCUUCACAUCACACUGAAAAGAAAAGACAUAAUUUUGAAGGAGGGGCCAGACCUCGAGAGCGUAGAUUUGAAGAGGGGAUGGCAUGUGGGGAGGAGGUCUAUGAAGUUGAUCCUGAAAUUAUAGAGAAGUUCAAAGAUGAUGACGAAUCAAAGUUUGAGUACUUCUGGCAGAGUUAUUCUGUGUACAGUCAGUGGCAUAAAAAAGAAUUUACAGUGGAUGGCAAAACCUACAUGUGUGCAGAACAGUUCAUGAUGCACAGGAAAGCAACGUUAUUUGAGGACUUCAAGACUGCCAGGAAAAUUAUGGAGACAAAGGAUCCCAGGAAACAGAAGAAGCUUGGUCGUCAGGUGGAGAAUUUUGUAGAGGAGAUAUGGCAAGAGGGCUGUGAAGCCAUUGUGGAGGAAGGCAACAUGGCUAAGUUUUCUCAGAACAGCGACUUGCUGAAUAUCAUUUGUGCAAGUAAUCCCAAAAUCCUUGUGGAGGCAAGUCCGAUGGACAAGAUCUGGGGGAUAGGUCUUUAUUCAGAUGAUCCACGAGCCUGGAACAGAGCCUACUGGCUUGGAGAAAACAAACUAGGAAAGGUCCUGACUAAAGUCCGGAUCAAACUGAUGCUGCAGGGAGAAUUGAUCACCAAGGCAGAACAUGACAGGCAGUUAAAAGAGUUGAUGCGUUGAUUUGACAGACAUGGAUUAAUAGAAUCUGACAUGGGUGUAGUCCGUGGACGGGGAAAUCUAAACCUGAUGGGUCAAGCUUUCCUGUCCAUAGACCACAUAAACUAGCCGUGCCGGUCAAUACACCUCUAUAAUAUAAGUGUAUUGACCAACGAGGCUUGUAAUUGUGCAGGAAUCAUAUAUACCUAUGUUUGAUUCUUGUUCUCCCAUACUCAAAAUAAACGCGUCAGUGUCAAUACUCUGCAACCUUCAUAUGUUUGUGUUCCAUGACGACAAUGAAUACAAUUAUGUUAAUUCUAUAGGGAUAGGCGUGAUUCGAUGAACCCUGAACAUGAAACCAGAAAUCCAUUUAAAGCACAAAGCUAACAAUGUUUGCAUUUAAUAAUCCAACAACUGUAAUAUAUCGGUUAAUAAAUCUUAUGAUAAGUACGAAAUUAAUGAAAAUUUAACAGUCAAAACAACGGAACUAUUUCAAAAGCCGACGUCAUUUAGCGGACUUGCCUGGCAGCAAUACUUACAUUCAUCAGUUAAUUACUGUCAGAGUGACGUCAUAGUGCGUGUAGGUUGUCUCUCCCUCGGGAAAGACGGGUCGAUCUUUUCAUGGGUCAAUUCCUGUCUUUCAUGGCCAUGUAUGGACGAAAAGUUUAUGGAACAUAUCUUAUUAUAAGUCAUCAAAAACAAACCAUCGAACAGAUAAUUUGCUGAGUGAUAUACUGUACACAUUAACCUAAAGAUACAGAAAAUAUCUUAAAAUUAAUUAUGAUGUAUAUCCAUGUAGGGUGUUUUAUUUGUCAUCACAAGUACAAUCUGUAAGUUUCACUUGAGUAGAUUUAUUUGAUACAUUAGAAUAAGAUAUAUAAUCAUAGUUAAAUUUCAUGAAUUGGGUGUUGGAUUAAAUUUACCCCAUUACAAUUUUUUUAAAGAAAUGUCUUUUCUACUGUUCAAAACACGCAAAUAUUUAACUUCUCCGAUCAGAAAGCUAAUAAUGAAUAGCUCCCUAUAGGAGAAAUAAUGAAAGUUAUUGUAAUGAUUGUGAACACUUAUUUAGUAUUUUCAUAACUUGAACAUGACUCCUGGGUUACUAUAUAUUUACAAUGUACAUGUAUAAGUGCCUACCUUGGACCAGGUAUGACAGGAUAUUUUGCCAAGUCACAAAUUUGCAUAGAGGUCACUUACAUUGACCAAUAAAAGCAUGUCAUAAUUUGUUUUUCAUUAUGCACUAAUCUGUUGCAAGUGUUUUAUAUGAAUUAUCCUGUUCAAAAGAAAAUCAAAUAUUUUUCAAUAUUGGAGAGAUUUAAGCCCUAAACAAAAAUUGUACCGGGUCGAGGAUGUGUGUAAAUGUUUUGUAGGGUUUCGUCUUCAAGGGAAUUGAUUUCAUUAGGAUUCAUGAUGCUUUUUGAUUCUUAAUCAAUAUGUACUGUAGAUUUCAAGUUUAAAUUGUCGUGUAUUUUCUGUAAGUUUACACAAGAAGAAAACCAGAAAAGUUACUGUAUAUUGACGAUAAAUGUAUAUAAGAAAACAAUUUUAUUUGCAAUGCUUACCUAAAUCAUCCAAUAUUAGUGUUCUGGGGGGUUUGUACACCGCCCACCAAUCUGUUCUCAUCAGUCAUCCUUCUAUCCGUCCAAAUUCUGUCGGUUAAAAGAGUUUGUCCCUGAUAUAUCUUCUAUACUUUUUCACCUGCAGUAACCACCUUGGGGUGGCAAAGUGUCAAGUACAAAAGUAGGUCACUGUGACCUAUGGUCUGACCUUUGACCUAACCUUUGAAAAGUUUGUAUGGGGCAUAUACACGUAUCUUCGUAUUAUUUCACCUGGAGUAACCUGGUUUGGUAUGCAAGUACAUCUUGGGAUGGCAAAGUUUCAAGUACAACGCUUUGAACUUUAAUUGACAUUAUCCUUUGAAAAAAUUUGUCCAGGCCAUUUCUUCUCUACUAUUUCACCUGCAUUAAUCAGAUUAUGUAUGUAUUAUAUCUUGGCUGGCAGAGUUUGGAGUAUGUGACAUUUUGUCGCCUGGGCUUAUAUCCUUAAAUUGGUGUGUUUACAGCUCUGUAAAUAAAGAUAUCAUAACUAGUGGGGGACUAUGGAUUGCCUUGCAAUGCUUUGCUUUGUUUUCAAUGCCUUUUCUGUCUUCAAAAUUCAGUUUUAUAUAAUUUCAUGAUUUGUUUUACAAAGAUGCACAUGCAUAUAUGCAUUUGUUGACAUAACUUACCAAUUAGCUACAUGUGUUUGUUAUUUAAAUUUGAUUUAAAAACAAAUAAGCACGCUGUUUGUGUUUAUGAUUGAAAUAUAGAUUUUUGAAUAAGAAUUUUUGAUAAGAUGCAAUGUCAAUAGUAACGUAUUCAAAAGUGAUAUAUAUUCAAAAGUUACUAUUUCAUUUUUAACCCGUUUGAGGUAAAGGGUACCUACAAUUUUAACUAUGCUAUUACCAUUGUCACUGCUGUGAAAUAUUUAAUUCCUUUUCAAAAGAAAUAUUCCAUAAAAAUCACAUGUUGCCAUGCAAUUUACAGCAUUGUACUUGUUUGACAUUUGAAUGGUUGGAAAUAGAAAUAAAAAAUAAAUAAAAAUAAAAUAAAACGCCGGGGUAAAACUUGUGAACUUGACAUUGCAAAGCUACACUUUACCAUAUUGCUAUACAGGCAUUGUUCAAUUUACGGGAGAAGUAUAUAUAAUCUCUAAGCCAGACAAACUCAUUUGGCUGCUUCACCUUCUAUAAAAAAGGGAGAGUACUCCAAGUAAAAAGAAAUUCUGAGUGAUGGAUCUUCUUUGUGGUAAUAACUUAUGUAGUGGUACCCUUUACCUUAAUAGUUAUAAAUUCAAUUGUAGCAGGUUUGAUAGUAACAGAUAAUAUAAGUGUAUAUGUGUGAUUUAAACAUAUUUAUGACAAAUAUUUAGUUGUUUUGAUGGCAUUGAUGACUGUGUGUGUGGUCUGCUGGAUAACCGAAAUACGCGGUAGUGAAGCGGACGUAAAACCUAUCAAUCAAUCAAUCAAUCAAUCAAUUGAUGACUGUUUAGUUUUAUAAUUGUGAUCAGUCAAUGACAAUAUAUUGAUAAAUACAAAUUAUUUAUAUUUACUUUGUAUUGUGAUAAUGUAUCAAUUUGAAUUUUUAUAGGGAGUAGCGAUACAUCAUCUGUGAAGUUAACAAGGUAUAAUUAUCAAAUGUAUUUUCAGAACCAAUUGUUAAAUGUAAGAACAACUUGGACAUCAUGAAAACAGUUCUGCUACAAUAGACUCUUAAUUUUAAGAACAUGAAGAUAUCAUGUGGAUCCAGAAAGGGACUGGGAUAGAAGUAUUACUUUGGUGAAUUUGGCAGGAAGGUUAUAUUAUAUACCACAUAAUAUAAAAUAUAAACUUAAUUUACUUUACAACAAUUAUGAUAGAAGUAUGCCAUUAACUCUUGUUGUCCUGGAUGUUAGCUCACAUGAGGACUGUCUUUAAUGUAUGAUGAUAGACUCAUUUUAUACUGAUCUUGGUUCCUCCCCUAAUUAUAAUGAUCUAGGUCCCACCCUUAAUUAUACUGAUCUGGGUCCCACCCCUAAUUAUACUGAUCUGGGUCCCACCCCUAAUUAUACUGAUCUCUGUCCCGCCCCAAAUUAUACUGAUCUCUGUCCCGCCCCAAAUUAUACUGAUCUGGGUCCCACCCCUAAUUAUACUGAUCUGGGUCCCACCCCUAAUUACACUAUCUGGGUCCCACCCCUAAUUACACUAUCUCCGUCCCACGCCUAAUUACACUAUCUGGGUCCCACCCCUAAUUACACUAUCUUCUGCCCAUAAUUACACUUUUUUGAAUUUGCUCCUAUUUCCCAUUUUUUUGGAUUGCAUUAUUGUAGGUCCACCACUAAAACGCUUAAUUGGAUUCCAACUCAUAUUAAUCUAUCCCUUAUCCAUUUACCUGGGUCGUUCUACUGGGCCUGCACUUGUGUUCUUUUGCUAAUAUAUUAUGAAAAUAUAAAAAAAAAUGUGAACAUAUGGUCAUAAGACCUUUAUUGUGAUACAGUGUAAGUGACAAUUAAUUUGAUCUUAUGAUUGUUAUAUUAAUUAAGAUUCUAUUACAAAAAAUAUAUUUGAUUAAUUAGAUCAUUUUAUUGCGCAACACAUUUUAUCUUAAAUAAAGCGUUUUAUUUUC
Mizuhopecten yessoensis (Yesso scallop) is the source of this 5945-nucleotide messenger RNA. RefSeq lists its product as uncharacterized. Lineage: Eukaryota; Metazoa; Mollusca; Bivalvia; Pectinida; Pectinidae. The record is from RefSeq and is a predicted model, not a curated record. The coding region runs from base 154 to 1827 and encodes 557 amino acids. The transcript has 4 exons.